AUGCGAGAUGAGGAUGAAGACGUGAGUGUUGAGGUGACCAUCAACACAAUCACGGGCAUAUCCCGCACGUUGCAGUUGCAGGCAGAUCUUGCGGUGCGAGAUGCCAAAGCCUACAUUGAGCGUAUCCUGCCCGGAUUCCCUGCAGCAGAGCAGCAGUUGCUGCAAGGGUCGGUUAUCCUUCAGGAUGAUGAGAGGCCGUUCACAGAGAUGGCGCAGCAGAGACAAGAUCUGCUGGUGCUCCGGCAGCCGCGGAUGAACCUGAAGAAGUUCUUGGCUCGGAAGGGCUACACCACCAUCGAUGACCCCGCAGACCUUGACGAUCUGCUGGUGGACGCUGGCCGGAGCGAAGAGCCAAACGUUUGCCUGGAAAUAAUUUGUCAUCCCAAGUUUGGUCGCUUCGAUCCCCCACUGCAUCCCAACAACAGGCAGCGUGCAAACAUAUUGCAGAGUCUUGUUCAACGACCCUUGCUCACAGCCUUCGAAAAUUUGGUGCAGCAUGAAGCCUUCGGGCACGUACCAGGGUUGCUGGAUGAGGCCGCUGUGGUGCUACAUAACGCUGCCUCUGCUGGUCUGGAAGAACACUGUCGCUGCAUGCUCGCAAGCCCACACUUCCAGGCUGCUGCGCGCCGCAAGCCCGCAAAUCAAUCAACUGCACUCCACCAUGCUGCAAGCAUUGAAGUUCUUCGCACUCUUUUAGAGUCGCCAGCUCUCUCGACACCAGAGGUCCUGAAUGGCAAGGAUCGCUUUGGCUGCACAGUUCUUCACUACGUGACAACCGAGCAGAUGUGCCGGUUCAUUUUGGCUCAGCCUGACUUCAGCGCAAUCAAUGAUCAGGAUAUGUCCGGCCAAACUGCCUUGCACUGCGCCAAAAAUGCCGGCAUUUGCGAAGCACUGCUAGAACAUGGGGCGCUCGGGUCUUUGAGCGUGGCAGACAACUUGGGCAGAACUGCGUUGCAUGUACUCUCUCGGAACAGUGCAGCUUUGGCUGUGCUGCUGCGUUUCAGCAGCGGCGUUGCCAGCGAAGGCGUGAGCUUCGACAUCAACGCCCUUGACAAGCGAGGCAGGUCCGCACUGCACUUCGCCACUUCUGGGGAGGCUUGUGAGCUGCUGUUCCAAGCUGGCUUUGAAGCCGUCAAUGCACUGGAUGAUUGUGGCAUGUCUGCUCUUCACUCUGCAAAGAACAUGGACGUCGUCCAAGCAAUCCUGGCUCAUCCGAACUUCUGUGAGCUGAAUGCCGUGACUUCUGCAGACUACCUUUCGGAUACAGCACUGUCCCGGGCUGCCAGCUUGCAUGACAGCCAGCUGGUGCUGGAACUCCUGCAACAUAAAGGACAUGAUCUCCAAUCCCUUCAAAAAGCAGCAGAUUUCGCGCAGGGACUUUCGCAUGCGGCAAGCCAAGCCCUACUGGCUGCAAGGGACGAGCAAGUAGAGCAUGCAAAAGAUGGAGCGGUUUCUAAGAAAGGCUUUUGCAAUCUGCUCUGA
Symbiodinium pilosum is the source of this 1482-nucleotide messenger RNA. The record is from the annotation of a GenBank genome assembly. NCBI's taxonomy places the organism in Eukaryota, Dinophyceae, Suessiales, Symbiodiniaceae.